This is a messenger RNA of Cokeromyces recurvatus, 2037 nucleotides long. Its product is annotated as U3 small nucleolar RNA-associated protein 6-domain-containing protein. Bases 37 to 1998 code for a protein of 653 amino acids. Gene Ontology annotation, cellular component: Pwp2p-containing subcomplex of 90S preribosome; small-subunit processome. NCBI's taxonomy places the organism in Eukaryota, Fungi, Mucoromycota, Mucoromycetes, Mucorales, Mucoraceae. Gene Ontology annotation, biological process: maturation of SSU-rRNA from tricistronic rRNA transcript (SSU-rRNA, 5.8S rRNA, LSU-rRNA). The record is from RefSeq and is a predicted model, not a curated record. The transcript has 5 exons. Gene Ontology annotation, molecular function: protein binding; snoRNA binding.
UUUUUUUUUAAAAAAUAAAACUGUAAUAGAACUAAAAUGGCUGAGCAAGUACAAUAUCAACUCGAGCGUAUGAUUCCUGAGCUCGAGGCUCUUGAAAAACAUAAUAUAUUUUCACAUACCGAGGUUCAGUCCAUUGUCAAAAAUAGAUCCAAGUUUGAACAUGCAUUACAUCGUCGUAUUAAACAAAAACUUGAUUUCCUUAGAGCAAUUGAAUACGAGACUAAUCUUGAAAAACUUCGUAAAAAGCGUAUUGCAAGAAUGGGUCUUGAAAGAGAAAUAAUAGGCACAAGUGUACAAUAUGCUGGAGUUAGACGUAUUUUGAGCUUAUAUCAAAGAGCAACAAUUCGAUUCAAAGGCGAUUUGUCACUUUGGUUACAAUAUAUUGAAUUUGCCAAAUCUAGUCACUCAAAUAAAGUAUUAUCAAGUAUUUUUGUACAAGCUAUUCAAUAUCAUCCUAAUAAUGCUUCAUUGUGGAUUAUGGCAGCAUCAUUUGAAUAUGAACAAAAUUCAAAUAUGGCAGCAGCUCGUAUCUUAUUACAACGUGCACUUCGUUUAAUGCCCGAGAACCAGCAUUUAUGGCAUGAAUAUUUUCGAUUAGAAUUGUUAUAUAUUGAAAAGAUUAAACUUAGAAGACGUGUACUUGGUAUCAAUCAACAAAAGAAUGCAGAAGAUAUAGAAGCAAUGAAUGUGGAUGAAAAGGAAGAAGAAGAUGAUAAUACAAUUCAAUUACCAGCUGUUACAGGCGAAGAUGUAGAAAAAUGGAAAGAGGAUGAGGGACAAAAGAAAAAGAUUAAAUUAUCAGAAGCAGAAGCAGCAGCUCUUGAAGAAGCCAAUAAUCCUAUUCUUCAAGGCUUGUUAUCAAAGAUUGUUUAUGAUAAUGCUAUACAGGCUAUUGCGGAUGACAUUGAAUUUCGCAAAAAGUUUGUCGAGAUUUAUCAAGAAUUUACAGAUACUGAAAAGCAUAUUGACUAUAUUUAUGAAACCAUUCGUCGUGAUAUGAAUACAUCACCUGUAGCACGUGCUUUCCUUGCUAAAAGAUAUUUAUUUGAAUACAAAAACCUACAAAUGAUGACUAUGACAGAUCCAGCCUUUAUUCCUGCUUUCAGAUUAUGUGUGCAAGAAUUCGACACAGCGUUGAAGGAGGUUCCAUUGACUGAAAUGUGGGAACUCUACAUCCAAUUUUUACUUGAUUGGCAUACAGUCGCAACUGAAGAGAACUUGAAAUUAUAUCUUGUUAAAUUAUUACAAAAGUUGUUCAAGACAUGUAGAAAAGAGGAUAAAUUGAGCAUGAAAUUGUAUGAGUUAUGGUCAUCCUUCUUGAUGAAGGAAAAUGAAGAGGAGAAAGCAGAUAAUAUUGCAUCCGUUGGUUUAGAACAUUUCCCUCAGUCUGUUCCUCUUUGGUUAAAUCGCAUUGCAAUAACUAAAGAAGAGCAACGCCAACUUUAUGAAACUGCAUUAGAGAAUAAUCCAGAAUCACUUUUAUUAUGGACAUCAUAUAAGGAUUGGAUAUUGAAUAAUGACUCACACUUAUUGACAGAAGAAAUGGAUCAACUAUUGUCUCAUGCAUGUGAAAGAGUGACUCUUUUACUGCCUUCUGUCACCUCUUCUGAACGUAAUGAGAUUAAGGAUAUGAUACAAACAGCUUAUACAGAAUGGGCAGCUCAAACUCGAGGCAUAGAAGAAGCACGACAAGUAUACAAGAAAAUUAUGAAAAACAGCUAUCCCACUUAUGCAUUCUAUAUGAAAUGUAUUGAAGUUGAAAAUAAAUAUGGAGAUAAAACAGGACAAGAAAAUGUAGAAUAUUUGUAUGAUAGAAUUACAAGCUUACAAGAAAAUAAAGAUGCGAGCUACAUUUCUUAUUUGGCAUAUCUUUAUUCUCAAAAGAAGUUCCAAAAAGCAACUCAAGUGUAUAAUAGAGCAUGUAAAGAGGUUUCUGAUAAGGAAACAUUUGAUAUUAAAGUUCAAAAGUUAAGAGAAUCUAAACAAAGAAACUUGUAAAUUAAAUAAAUAUUGACUUCUUUUAAUCUUCUCCUUAAA